GACAGGUGCCUCCAACAAGAGGCGAGUCCAGCUUCCAUCUCUCAGUCAACGGGCGUUAGAGCAAGAGCUGCUGCGUUCGGGAAACCCUGCUUACAGCCGCAUCUUCCUAGUGUGUCUGGGCCUUCUGCAUUCUUAAAAUCUUUGGUUAAUUCCUGGGUCACAUGUGAACUCACUUCACCCACCCCAACACCUUGUGAGGUGGGUGUUAUGGGUGAACUGUGUCUCUCUAAGAUAAGUUGAAGCGCCAACCCCUGGUACCUGUGAACGUGACCUUAUUUGGAAACAGCCUUUGUGGAUGUAAUCAGGUAAAGAUGAGGUCACUAGGGUGAGCCCUAACGCACCAUGACCAGUGUCCUUGUAGGAAGACAAAAACGCCGUGUGAAGACACAUACAGGAAAAGGCCCCGUGACGGCAGAGGCAGGGUUGGGGAGACUCGGCGACAAGCCCGGGAGCCCCUCGGGUGGCUCCAGAGGCUAAGAAGCCACGAGGAAGAAUUCUACCAGGAGUGUCAGCAGGAGCUUGGCCCUGCUGACCCCUUGGUUUGGGGCUCCUGACCUCCAGAAUGUGAAGGAAAAAAUUCACGUUGUUCUGAGCCACACAGUUUGUAGUGCCCCUCUGUCCACACCACGGGGAGUUUGAGGGGGCUCCCCAGAUGGGAGCUGGAGUUCCAGGGCCCCGUGAUGCCUCUGUUUCACUGUCAGACUUUAUCCCCACUCCAAACCCCGUUCCCCAAGAAUCCUGCUCCGAUCCUGAUCCCAGGGGCAGCAUUGGAAGUGGCUGGAAACCCGUUAAAUCCGCGGUGCUUCCUCUGUCCCUCCAGCACUCCUGAGAGAAUCUGUGGGUCGAGACAAGCAGUGGGUGAACCUGGAUGUCUUCAGACCUUUUCUGAGUGAUGGGAAAUGAUGUCUGGAUUCCAGAGCGGUAGUUAGACUGUCCUGCACUAGCCAGUUAAGGACAACGUUCACUCGGAGAGAAAGCCGGCAUUCUUUCCAGCGGCGCCUUCAGGCUUGCUGAAGACGGGAGCGCCUGAGGCUCUGUGGUGUCUGCUGCUCCCCAGGGGGUGGCCCCGGCUACAUCUGCCUGAGAAGCCAGCAUGAAAAGGUGAUGAGAACAUCAGAGCUUAGAAACAGGUUUUCAUCGUGGACAUUGUCUUUCGAUUUUAGCAGCACUUUUCCCACAAAAUUAAAGGUAGAUUUUUUUUCUUUCUCCUUUGUGACUGAUGGGAGAGCAUGGCCUGCUGGGCCCGGUGUGGCCACCAUGUGGGAUUUUGCUAAAUUUAAUGACCCCUGAUGGUGAAAGGUCCUCCCUGAACCACUGUCUUGAAAAGAUGGCAAAAAAAAAAACCAUCCCUGCCCUCCACGUGGAACCCGCAGUCACGCCAGGAAAACCCUUCAUGAAAGCUGGUGCCACGCUGUUACUCUAAUCAGAAAUGUGAGCCAUGCACGGAAGCAAAACUGCCGAGUUACCAGUUGUGUGUGUGUGUGGGCACGCACCCUUGCCUCCCGGUGCCUUGGUUUCCCCAUUUGUAAAGCGGGGAUAGCCUCACCCAUGGUAUGCAUUUCCUGUGGCUGCCGUAACAAACUGCCACGGGCUGGGUGGCUGGAAACACAAGCUUUUUCUUUCACAUUCUGGAGGUCAGAAGCCCAAAACCAAGGGGUCAGCAGGGGCACGUCCCCUCUGAGACUCCAGGUAGAAUCCUUCCCCAUGGCUUCUUGGCCUCUGGGGGCCGCCAGCCACCCGAGGGGUUCCCAGGCUUGUAGCCGCGUCACUCCAACCCUGCCUGUGCUGUCACGCGUCCUUCUCUCAUGCAUGUCUUCACACGGCGUUUUCCUCUUCCUACAAGGACACCAGUUAUGGUGGGUUAGGGCUCACCCUAGUGACCUCAUCCUUACCUGAUUACACUGGCGAAGGCUCUGCUUCCAAAUAAGGUCUCAUUCACAGGUACCAGGGGUUGGUGCUUCAACUUAUCUUAGAGGGACACAGUUCAGCUGUGCACUGUGUGUGUUGGGUGGGCGAAGUGAUUCCCCACGUGAAAAGUGGUCAGACUCGUGCCUGGCCCCCGGUAAACACCACGUAGAUGGCCGCUGUGCCCCUGCCCUUACUAUUUUAUGCACUCACAUUUCCCAGGGUAAUUCCGCUCUCUCAGCCUCAGCGCUGCUGCUAUGUGGGGCUGUGCCGUCACCCGCGGUGGAGGCCGCUCUGUAUGCUGCAGGGCAUUCAGCAGCACCCCUGGCCUCCACCCACCAGAUACCAGAAGCCCCUCCCUCAGUUAUGACAACCAACAAUGUCUCCAGACAUUGCCACAUGUCCCUCCCCAGGAGGUAAAAUUACUCUCGGUGGAGAACCACUGACGUAGCUUACGUGGUGUGCGUAUGUUAAACGCUGACAGAUAUCGUCAGGCUGUGUCCUCCUACCAGGCCUCACCAGUUCACAUCCCAUGGUGGGUCCCCACAUUCUGGGGUGACAGGACACCUUCACCCUUUCCCACUUCUCUGAUGCCGUGGUGCAAAUUGAUGCAAUGGAGCCUCGUCUAGGCCAGGAGCGCCUCAGGGCUGGACGCUCCCAUACUUGGCGCGGGUUCUGGGAGUUUCCGCAGGCCUCCUUUCUGGUGCAUAAUGAGCCUCCCAAGGCCCAGCAGGAUCAGGACUGCUCUCGGCGCUGCUCGUAUUUUCUCUUUCUUGCAAAGCACUAGAUUGGGUUCUAAUUACUGCUCAGCUGCAAAGCCCUGACUCUGGGGCCCCGACAAGCUGCCCAGAGCCUUGUUCGGGCUCUGAGUCUUCCUCCUAUUUAAACUCAUGUGAUACUGUCUGCACCCCAGAGCUGUCUGGGUGGGGGUGUGCAGGACCACAGAUCAGAAUAUUCUGAAAAUCUGAAGCUGGACAGAUUCAUGACGGCGUCUCAUGGUUAUCCAGGAUGGAAAAUCCAUCUUCCCAGCCCCAGGGCCUCUGUUUGUGGUUGUAGCUUUCGGUGCUGGCAUCGAACUGUCAAGGCUGAGACACCUCCCCUGCCCACCGCUGUGGCCCGAGAAAGGUAUCCAGAAAAACAGAGGGUUCCCUGACAUCCUGGGGGCCUCCCGGGGGUGGUAACAGGUCCCUCCUGUGACUCCUGUGAUGCAGCUGGUUUAUCUUAGCCAUUGGACCACAUUGUAAAGGAAGAGAUGUCAGUGAGGUGUGAGCUGGGCUGCCCUGAAUCAGACACUGUGGCCAGCUGAUGUGGCCCGAAGCUUAGCUCUGCCCUAGGUUGAUUUUGAUGGGAAAUGAGCUAUGUGAGCAGACUCUUAAUGGGCUUUUCUAAACUUCUGGGGGGUCGCACAUUUUUUUUUUUGUUUUUUGAGAUGGAGUCCUCCUCUGUCACCCAGGCUGGAGGGCAAUGGCAUUAUCUUGGCUCACUGCAACCUCCACCUCCCGGGUUCAAGUGAUUCUCCUGCCUCAGACCCCUGAGUAGCUGGGACUACAGGCACGUGCCACCAGGCCCAGCUAAUUUUUUUUUUUUUUUUUUUUUUUUGUAUUUUUAGUAAAGACAAGGUUUCACCAUGUUGGCCAGGAUGGUUUCUAUCUCUUGACCUCAUGAUCAGCCUGCCUCGGCCUCCCAAAGUGCUGGGAUUUCAGGUGUGAGCCACCGCACCCAACCCGCACUUCUUAAAAGGAUAGUCACUUAUCUGAGUGUAAAUAGUGAUGGUAUGGCAAGGAAAUCCUGCCUGUCCGCGGGGCUGUGGGGAGGCGUCUCCUGGAAACACUGAUACUGUGAAAGUGACAAAGCUGUAUUUCUUUAUUCCCAAAUCCACCCCUUGAGACAGGUCGGCCUUGCAGCCAGGAAGCAUUUCUAAGAUUCAGGCUCUGCGGCUUAGCCUGGUGCGCGUUCCCUGCCACUGUGACGGGGGUUCGUUCUCCCUGCAGACUUCCCUGCCAUGGAUGACAGGUCCCACCCUGGCCCGGCUUCACGGACCCGUGACCAGUGGAGGCGCUUGUGGAAGCUGCACUCAGAAGGGAUCUGGGCUGGGUUUCAUGCCCUGUUGCUGCCAUCCAGGAAUUCUGGACAACUUUUUAAUGAGAGGAUGGUCCCUGCAAAUUAUGUAGCUGGUCCUGCCCACAGCCUGGGGCCCAAGGGGGACAGCUUUCAUCCCUCCGAGCAGCAGGUGGGCCUGCCCAGGCCAGCUGGACAAUGGCAGCCCUCCUGAGUUUAGGUCCCUUUUUUCUCUGGAUAAUGACAGGGAGUGGCCAGCACCUGUGAGGAUGCCCUCCCACUUAGAGAGCAGGGUGGGCGUAGGGCCGGGGAGGGGGUCUCAGGGGGAAUCAGAAUAAAAUUCGCAUUAAGGAAGGAGGUCCUUUCCCCCUUUCUGGAAAGAAACUCUUAAUUCUUUUGGAAUCACUGUGCUGGAGAACACAGAGGUUUAUUUCAGGGAGCGGGGAGAACCCCUUUUCCUUAGGAUGCUGCAUUUUAAAGGGCAAGGCCAGGACGAGCAGGGAGAGAAGCGAGAGGCCUCGUGGGCAGCAGAGGUCACUUUGCAGCAUCUCAGAUGCACAGACACAGUGAGCUUCGAAUUUGGGCUUCUGUGUUCUGAGCUCAGCCACACCCUUCUCCCCUGGCUGUGCCCAGUCCAAAUUUGCUCCAAAAGGGUAUCUUUCCUUCCACUGGAAGUCCAGGCAGCCGAGGUGGUAACCAGAAGGUGGGAGGCAGGUUUUGGAGGCAGGGCCCUCUGGCCCCAGGUGGAGACGUGGCUUUGCGCCCCGCCCUGUUUCUUCUGAGAUGCUCAGAGUUCUGGGGAAGGACUCAGGGGCUCAGACACCCUCAGGUCCCCGCAGCUUGAGCAUCCAGCUGACACCAGACCCGGAUCCUGGACCGGAAACCAGCGGCAGGUGGGGCUCCUCGUGUGCACCUUGUUAGUGCACCUGUACCCCAGACCCAGAGUGAGGGACGCCCCAUUGCCCAGCUGCAGACCCGCUGGCAGGUGAGGGCCUACCCCUUCUGCAGGAUGCUCUGCUCCCACAGCCAGGAGGGUAUCUCAAGCCUUCUGAGUCACCGAGGCAGCCUCAAUCCAGGGCUGACGUGAUGGGCUCUUGGUCACGUCGCGGCUCAGCCACUUGCCGUUGUUGACCUUGAGCAAGGCGCUUCUGCCCUGUGCCUCAGCGUCCUCCUCUGCAAAGUGGAAGACCACCAGUCCCACCCCUUGGGGUUGGGGGAGAUGACCCACUGGAAGCCCCCGGAUCAGUGCCCGGCACACACUAACUGCCAGGCGGGCGCCAGCUGCCACCAUCCAGUGUGAAGGGAACCUCGCUGUCCACUGUAAACCACAGCCCAGAGCUCUUGGCUUGUGUGCUGAGCCUGGCUUAGGAGAGAGGGUCUCAAAGACAGCUUUGGCCUCAGUGAGGGCCACCUGUACAAAGGGAGCCGUGUGUGGCUCACAGAUGUGAUGCAGUUUAAGCGAGGCCAGACACAUUGCAGGUCCCCACGAAGUGUGGUUCCUCCCGGCACUGAGCGGCGGUUGGCUCCACUGUGCUCAGUCCAGCUGUGGGAUGCCCUGUCCCUUAGGAGGGGUCCUCCGAGGCAGGGAGCCAAAGCCUUGCUCAAGAUAGAACCUUCAGGUGUUCUCCACAGAGGCCGCCACACAUUGCUGGGUCUGGUGUCAGCUCAUGGUGGCUGCAAAUGAAACAAAGGAACUAACAAAAAAUCUAGCCCUUUGCCACCGAUCCUUGAAUCCCUGGUCUCCGGCAGAAGGUUGACGGGAGGCCCAGAUAGAGCCCUGCUUUGCGGGCCUGGAUCCCCAUCAGCCGCGCUGAAUGACAUCAGCUGUGGCCACCACUGGGAUGGCUGAUCCACCUUUAAGGCUGUUCUGGAAGGCUGCACUUAACCCCGGGUUCUCAUCCACCCUUCCAGCACCUCCUGACAUCUUGCCGCCUCUGCUUCGUCCCACCUGCACACGCCCCAAGCGCCUGUGUUGCGUCUCCAGGCCCUACUCCUAGCUCUUCUCAUAUCCCGCUACCUCACUGGGUCACUCAUGUAGUGAGGGCCUGGGACUUCUUAGGAGUGGGGACAGGGAUGUGGCUCCAAGGAGCCUGGGGUAGUUGAGGAGAGAGGUGUGUGGGUCAGUGGGGGCUCAGGCUUCAGCGUUGGAACAAUUAUCUGUGCAAAGCGACUUGGAUAAAGAGCAUGGUCCAAGGCUUCAGACAAGGCCAUUUAGAGUGGGAGCCAUUAGUUUACUCUGUGGACCUGUUUCCAGUUCAUGUCCUUCAUUUACUCAUCUUGCUGGGAGGACUGUGCCUGCUGCCUUGCCUGUCAGCCUCCUGUUCUGGAGUGGAUGGAGAAGGACAGGCCCUUGAGGCUGGUGUGGCUUGCUCCAUUUUUGGCCAAGCACUAAGGUGCCGGCCUGGGGUGGACAUAGAAGCCUGACUGUUUUCCAGGUGGACAAAUGAACCCCACCUGCACUCAGAGUUCCCUGGAGACCUCUGCCCCAGUGGUGGAGAUGGGGGCUUGGCUGGGCUCCGGCCUCAGGGUCACUCUGCACUGUGAGGAGUGAGUGUCUGAGUGAUCAGGGUGCAGGGUGAGCUACUCCCUGGACCUGGACACAGUGUCAUCCUUGGGUCCCUCAUGCUUUUCCAUCCUGGGCCCUCUGUCCAUUCCCACAGAUCUCAGGGCCCCUGGGCCCACAGGCAAGGGCUCAGAUGUGCGUGGUGACCGGCUCAGAUGAUGUGUGUGGUGACCAGCUCUGACGUGUGUGAUGACCGGUUCAGAUGAUGUGUGCGGGGACCAACUCAGAUGUGCAUGAUGACUGGCUCAGACGAUGUGCGUGGUGACCGGCUCAGAUGAUGUGUAUAAUGACCGGCUCAGAUACGAUGUGUGGUAACUGCCUCAGAUCAUGUGUGUGAUGAUCGGCUCAGAUCAUGUGUGUGAUGACCAGCUCAGAUGUGCAUUGAUGACCAGCUCCGAUGUGUGUGAUGACCCGCUCAGCAUCCAGUGUGCUAUUGCCCUGGCCAGGAGCAGGGGCAGAUUGCCCACCAGGAGCCGGCUCCCAGCAGUGCCAGCCAGCGCCGCGAGGUGGCGCCAGGGACCACAUGAACGAAGAGCGUUUCCCUGCGGCUGCUCACUGGCCGGGUCUCCCCUGAGAGGCUUGCUUCACCCAGCAUCUCCCUCCCAGUGUAUUGUAACCACGACCCUCCUGUCUUCUAACAAGCAAGUUAGGUGCAGGUGGAAGUGUGGGGUUGGGGUGUGGGUAGGAGAGGUACCCCAAGCCUCCCUUUCCCCCUGUGCUGCAGCAGGCAGCUGCGUGGGUGGAACUGAAUUAUGAAACCCCAAAUCCAUCUCCAUAAAGGUUUUGUGUGUUUGAGGAAAAAUGCCUUUGCACUCUGCUAUGUUCUAUCUCUUGCUCAUAUCGUAGUUCACUGUGUACAUUUUACAACUCCUACAUAUUUUGGGGGCACAGGUGCAAUUUUGUUACACGUGUAGACUGUGUAGUGGUCAAGUUGGGGCUUUGGUCUCCAUCACGGUGCACUUGGAAUUGCAAAUUUUGGUGGUUCUCUUGCUUGGUAGUUUAGGUUUGGGGAAAGGAAAUGCGUGCUCGUUAAUUGAUAAAUAUUCCUAUUUAGUAAGUACAUGUCAGGAUAAACGAGAAGGAAUCCUUUCUCCUCAGAGAAGCUCCCCAGGAGUCACCCCAGGAGUCAGAGUGUCUCAGUCAGCAGCAGCAGGUUAUGUUCAGCAGCAAACAACCCCACAUCAGAGUUUUGUAGCAAUUACAGGUUGAUUUCUGGCUCACAUGCAUGUUGGUUUCUGAGGGUGUUGUGCUGUGCUGUUGCCCUCACUCAGGACCCAAGCUCAUAGAGCCACCGCCCAGUGCUUGCCAGAUAGCGGGAAGAGAAGGUGUGGUACUGUACACACUGUUGGUUCUGCAAACUUUGGCUGGAAGUGACACACCUCUGCUUCCAUUUUGUUGGCCAAAGCAAGUCACAUGAUGGUGCCUAACCUAAGUGGGUGGGAAGGGCAGCUCCCCGUGGCUCCAGCAGGAACAGGAGCCAGAAGAUUUAAACAGCCUCAGUGACAGCCACAGGACACCUGCACCACCGACAUUACCAUGCACCUGUGAGUGGCCGGGCCCUGCACUCACUGCUAUGGGAGAGUUAGCUCAUGAAUCUUCACAAUUCCACAAUGCACUGACAGUGAAAUCACGUGCCCAGGAUCGCACAGCUAGUGAGUGGCAGGGCUGGAAUUCGGGGCCAACUGGCUGCAAAGUCCAUGUGCUGAGCUGCCUCUCUCUGCUGUGUGAGUUUGGAUUCUGGAACAGUAAUUGGCAUAACUGACCACUGAGAAAAGAGACGGGGGUGAGGAGGCUGCCCCAGUUUUCUUUACUGUUAGCUCUGUGAUGUGCUGUUGUUGGCUCUAUUUCACAGAGGAAGGUGCUGAGGCUAAAAGAGUUGGCCCAAGGUCCUGCAGCGGGUCGGAAGUGCCCGGGCACUAUUGGAACCCUGUUGCUUGUCGGUGUCUGCAGAAAGCCUGACCAUCACGGGGCCCUGGCGGGAGCAUUGCCAUACAAGUUUCCUUCCACCAGGGGGAGCACGUGCCUUCUCAGCAAACCCCCAUCCUGUGAGCUUCAGAACCGGGAAGGAGGGGGGACCUGGGGCUUGUCCAGCCUGGAGCCUUUUUUUUACAGAAUCAGAAACCGAGGCUCAGAGCGGGGAUGUGCUGUCCCCUAAACACAUGCAUACUGCUUCUCAUUGUCAUGCAUGUUGGUGGUCCUGGUGUCUCCACAUACCCCCCACCCUAACUCACACACACGUGCACACACAUAGACAUUCCUGUGCACACACAGGCUCACACGCACAUAUAUGUGCAUGCACAGGCAGGCAAGUACACACACAUGUAUGCACACGUACACGUGUACAUGUACCUCACUGGGCCUCAUUUCUUCAUGUGGAGAAGAAAGCGGGAAGAGAGAAGGGAGAAGCAGAGCUGGCUUUGGGAGGGUCCAAGGACUCCCUGCUGGCGCCCGAACACUCCCACCAGGGGCUCGUCCCGAGGUGUCUGGGCAGGAAGGUGCCUCCUGGCGAGGGGUUCCGCUGCCUCAAGUCUCAGAUGCUCCAUGUGCUCCUCCAGUUUCCCACUGCCAGGACCCCCACCCUGAACUCGCCUCUGGCAAGCUUUGAAUGGGCAGUGCGUUGGGAGGCCAAAACGGGCAGAUUGUCUGAGAUAAGGAGUUCAAGACCAGCCUGGCCAACAUGGCGAAACCCUGUCUCUACUGAAAAUACAAAAUUAGCUGGGUGUGGUGGCGGGCGCCUGUAAUCCCAGCUACUUGGGAGGCUGAGGCAGGAGAAUCACUUGAACCUGGGAGGCAGAGGUUGUAGUGAGCCGAGAUGGUGCCACUGCACUCCAGCCUGGGUGACAAGAGCGAGAUUCCAUCUAAAAAAAAAAAAAAAAAAAAAAAAAAGCAGUGGCACAAAGAGUGUAUUUCCACGCUGGCUGGACUCUGAGAGCAUUUUCCAGCACCAAAGUGGGCAGGUGGGGCUGAACCCUGAAUGAGCUGGAACCCGUCACCUGGCCGUGAUGGUCAUGAUGAAACCACAGCGUGGCAAAGCCAGGCUCAGAGUGGAGUCUAAGAAGUCCCCCCCAGAAGCUGGUGUCUGUCUGCUCAAGGAUUGCAGGAUGACAGGGCAGAGAGAUGUGUUAUUCUAGGAGGACCUCUGGACACUUGAAAGUCGGCGCAGCGUCCAGGAGGUUGAACACCUCAGAACUCUGUGGACUUGCCCUUCUCUGCUGCUGGUCCUCCUCUGUGGAGCCAGCCCCUCGGCCGGGUGGCUUGGGAGUAGGAGCGCUUUGCGUUGCAGCAGGCAGGCUGUGGAGACCUGGAGGCUGCGGAGACCUGGCUCUGGUUGCUCCAAGGCCUCCUGCUCAGCUGAAACCCUCUCUGCUUUGGAAACACAGAAAACUCUAGUCUCCAGCCCUGCAGUAUCUGAGCAUGGCCCUGGCCCCCUCAGUCUCCUCUCAUUCUAAACUGUUGUCUUUUGUGCCUUUGCAUAAGUUAAUUCAUGCUGAUGAACCGCUGAGCACUGGUUCCCCAAGUACAGUCCCCAGCCCGGCAGUACUGGCGUUCCCCAGGAACGUACAAGAAAGGCAUGUCGUCUGUCCCGCCCCAGACCUCUGGAGUCAGGCAGUCUGGAAACCGGCCCAGCAUGCUCUUGUGUCAUAUGUGGGUAAGGCUGCCCUUACCUGAGUGGAAACCCACUGAGGCCAAGGCAGGGUGGGUGACUCAGUGUUUAACAAUAGGCUCUUCCAAAGGAACUAAAGUAGGCUGAUUUGUAGCAUUUGUCAAUUCCCCUGCUGUAAAUACCCCCUCCAGGGCUGUCAGCUGCUGUCAGCUGGCUUGCAGAGUUCCUGAAAAGUACGAACCAGCUGCAGCAUUACUGACGGGGAGAAGUCAAAAGUCCAGAACGGGGGCCUCCCAGGGGCAGGGAGUGCUCCAGAGAAUACCCAGCUACCGCUUAUUUUGGCAUCUCAUUCGGGGAGUCCCCAGACCUUUGUGUUUCUACCCCCAGUCCUCCAUAGGUCACGUAACCACCGACUCUAGUUGCACAUCAAAGGGGUGAGUGACCCGAGGGCCUGUUUGGUGGUUAGUGCUCUCCUGGAAGAGCAGCGAGGCAGAGAGGAAGGGGACCCCAAACUUCAAAAGUGAGUUUCCUCCCCUGUGACGCGGUGCUUGCCAGGCCGCCCCCCUGCACCCACCGCUUCGUCCCUCCGUCUCUGUUCUCAUUCAUGGUCAGUGUGGAGGAAGGAUGUAGAGAAAAGGCCAUUGGUGGGGCCAAGUCUCCCUCUGAAAUGCUUAUUGCAGGAGGCGAAGGAAGCUGAGAGGUGAGGCCCCAGUUCUAAAGGAUUGGAGGGCUUGGCAGCUGGGAGGAGUUAAAGGAAUCUAUUUCCUGUCGCUGAGAAAGGAUGGUGAUUGGCGGGCAAGAUGAAUUAUCAAUGGGGCUGUGGUGGCCACCUGUGGAAGGGAUGCUUGGCGAGAGGCUCCGGCAGCACCGGGGCAUGUGGCAGGAGAGGUAGGGCUGGAGGCGGCUGCUGAGGAGCUGCCACCUGCGUCCUUGCCGGGAACCCUGGCCGGGACGUGGACAUUCUAUGUGGCCACUAGAGGGCAGUGCUGCUGCGGGUGGGAACGAGAUCCAGCCUGCAGCUGUGCGGUGAGCUUCCUGGAGCAGGGGCGCUCAGAGCCAGCUUAAAUCCCCUAUUUUUAAAAGAGAUUUAUUAAAAAUCUUCCCUUUUAAAAAUGCCUUCCUUUGGUGACUAAGUAAGGAGCAUGCGGGUGGGAAGGCAUCUGGACACAGCUGAAAGCGAUUCCAUAUGUUUUGGAAGAAGUAGGGAACAGGCUCCAUGCGUGGGGAGAUGAGUAUCCCUUGACAAAACUCCCUAAGACAGGCUCUUGCACUGGCUCUGCAUCUCGUUCAGCCAUGGUCAUGCCUGGGUGCUUUGGAGGCCCUGGAAGGGCCCCACUCCUUGUUCUCUCAAGCUCUUCUGGCCUGGGCAUGACUCUUCUGUGACAGAGCCCCCACCUCAGUCACAGCCCAUGGAGCACAUGGGGGCUGCGUAGUUAUGGCCCAGUCUGUGUGGUCAGAGAGCUGCCAACACACAUGCACACACACACGCACACACACAUUUGUAUGCACAACCACACGUGCACAUAUACAUGUGUACAUGCACACACACAUGCACACGUAGGCACACACACUGCACAAUGCACACAUGCACAUGCGCACAGGUUCACAUCCACAUGCAUGCACACACACAUGCACACACAUACACAUUCACACGUGCAUGCACACAGGUAUACGUUCACACACUCAUGUACAUGCACACACGCAUGUACAUGCACUUGCACACAUGCACAUGCAUGCACACUCGUACACACAAUCACACACUCUUGCACAUGUGCACACACACUGUACAGUGCACACAUACCCGUGCACACGUUAGUCUGGUCCUGCUUUUAGGGUAUAGGUUGGGAAGGAGUGGCCUCUUCCCUUGAACUCCAAGUGCCCAGGCCCCCUGCAGUGUGGUUAUGGGUUUUCAGGAGGCAAGAAGAAUCUUCCUCCUGCUCCCAGUGAAAGAAGUGGCCCCACUGCACCCAGCCUGGGGGCCCCCAGUCCAACAGCAUGGCACACAGGCAGUGGUCAGAACCACAGUGAGGCAGAGCUCAUGGCCCCUCAUUUGUAUCUGGCUUGGGGGAGAAGCCUGUCCUCUCCAGCCUCAGCUUUCUCAUCCAGCCCAUGCGGGUGGCACCAGCCAUCUUCCAGUGAAGUCGGUAGGACCCUGUGGGCCCAGGCAGUGUUUAUCCCUAGACCAGGCCCCGCUGGAAAGCUGAGGUUGCUUUUAAAAGACCUGGGACUUGUUUCAGGGUCUCUGAUGAGUGUUCCCCAGAGUGUGUUUGCCUUCAUGUUUUGACUCACGCCUGUGAGUUGUUAGAAUAAUAGGACCUAUUUUUCUUAACCUUUAAGGAUGCUGGGGUUUUUUUUGUGAUGAAAAGCACACUCAGAUACACAAAACCCUUUACUAGGCUGUAUCAAAUCAGUUUUUACUGUAGAAACAAAUUACUGAAGUCACCCAGUGGAAGUGCUGUGUGUAAGUAAGCACGAGUGCGGCCAGACCCCAUUCUUGGACAGUAGGACUCAGUAAAGACUCUUCUGGAACUCAAGAGGGACACCAGGGAGCCCUGGGGACCUCUCAAACCCCUGGGUCCUGCUUUCCUGUCCCUGUUCAGUACUAGAGGUACUGGCCUGUGAAUGGGGUGGGGAAAAUCAUGUAAAAAAUAGUGAAAAAGAAUUUUGCAAAAGCGGAGUUUCUGCCUUCCAGGUAUCUACCUUCCAAUUCUGAAUUCCGUUUUUCUCCCUCAUAAAUAGACCUGUCUUCCCAAGUAGAGAGCAAAUGUCAAAAUAUGGGGUCCUGCCAUAUCACACAUGGACAUGGCUGCUAGGGAUGGCCUUCUGCCACUAGGUGGGGUAGGUAGAGACAUGAGAACUUAGCCUUCUUAGCAGGCUAGUCAGAAAUGUCGUCCUGCUCGGAGUGGGGGGUGGGGCCGGGCAGCCUGGAGGGGCUGGACCCCAAGGGAUGCGAGGAACAGCGGGGCCAAGAUGUCGGGUGGGGAAGGACCUCCUUGGGGAAAGGUGCCCGUGGUUGUUGGCCGGGAGCUCACACUGACUCUGGGGAAGGUGUCUGUCUCUGUAGGACCUGGUGGGGAACAGAGCACUUGGGGGCUCCUUCCUCUGUCACUCACUGACAUCAUGGUGACAGUAUGAGGGCUCUGGCUUUGGACCCCAGCUUGGAUUCUAGCCCUGCCACUCACUAGCUGUCGACUUUGGACUAGUAACUUUUUGGCUUUUAUUGAGUUUCCCUAUGUGUAAAGUGGUGAUAGAGCCCCAGCUGUUACAGGAGGUGAUGGAGCCCUCAUCUGUAACGGGAAAUCAUGGAGCCUUCAUCUAUGAUGGGAGGUGACAGAGCCUCCUUCUGUCAUGGGAGGUGAUGGAUCCCCUGUCUGUUAUGGGAAGUGAUGGAGCCCCCAUCUGGUGCGGGAAGUUCCUGUCUGCAAUGGAGGGUGAUGGAGCCUCUUUCUGUAAUGGGAGGUGUUGGAACCCCCAUCUGUUAUAGGAAGUAAUGGAGCUCCUUCUGUAAUGGAGAGUGAUGGAGCCCCCAUCUGGUGUGGGAGAUGAUGGAGGUUCCUGUCAGCAGUGGAGGGUGAUGGAGCCUCUUUCUGUAAUGGGAGGUGUUGGAACCCCCAUUUGUUUCAAGCAGUAACAGAGCUCCUUCUGUAAUGGAGAGUGAUGGAGCCCCCAUCUGUAACAGGAGGUGAUAGAGCCUCCUUCUGUAAUGGGAGGUGAUGGACCCCCAGUCUGUCGUAGGAGGUACCGGAGCCCCUGUCUGUAAUGGGGGGUGAUAGAACCCACCCAGAGGGCUCAAAGAAUGAGGGAGCAGCACACGUGGUAUUAGAGAGUGAACCUCUGUCUGUGUGACUCACUGAGAGUUCUCAGAUGGCAUGGGGGACCAGGCGCAGCCAGCAGCUCUGAUCACCGUGGCCAGGAGCAGGCACGGCCCGUCUUGCCUGGCAGGAUAGGACACCUGUGUUCAUAGGGACUUGCUGAUUGUCCUGCGUCCUGCACCCUCGACGGAUGACGGUUUCAGGCCCCUCCAUGAGCUUCUUGGCAAAGUUGAAGCUCUUCCUUCAGUGACCUUUGCAUGUCUUGCCUGACUGCCCGUGGCUGGCAGUGGACACGGGGCCUGGUGUGCCCCUCGCAGCCUCCCCGCCCUGCUGGGUGCUCUGGUUUGAGCUGCCAAGGGCUUCUUUCUGCCUUGUUUUGGGUCCCCGGAGAGCUCCUUUCCCAGGCUGCGUUCUCCCCGUCCCGCCUCCGCCCUUCCCAGUUAUUUCCCAUGCAUGUUAGGUGUUUUGGGACAAGCUGCUGAUGUUUGUGGCAGGUGGGCCCAAGAGCCAGGGCAUUGCUGGGACCCGAGGGGUUUGCAAGGGCCUGGCAGGGGCCAGGAAAUGUUGGUCCCACCACAAAGCCCUGCCUCUGAACCAGACCCUGGAAGGGGAAUCUGAUGAGGCUCCAGGGACCCGCUGGGCCUCUCCCCGGAUAACACUGGGGGAGUUUGGGUGGGCAGCGGCCAGUGUGUAGCUGCCGAUGUGUGGAGGGGCUCCCUCCCCAAUGAAACAUCCCCCGGAAGACGCGUUUUGCCGCUGGACUCUUGGCCAACAACUGCUAGCCAGUAUUUAGAUGUGCUGUGUUCAGGGGCCGGUGUGGGUGGGAGUCAGCCUGCCCACAGCUCCUCCUCCAUGGCAGGUGACUGGCCUGCCGGCUGGGUCAGCACUGGUGUAUGAGGCUGCGGCCUGCUUGGGCCUCACCCCUGGCUGUCUGUGGUCUUCUCAAGACAUCAACUGCAUGACCGCCUUGGUCCCUGGAAGGACAGGCCUUGGUGGGCCUGAGGAGGGUGCUGGCAGGGCUCCGGCCCCUUGAUUCUCGGUGCAUCUCUCUUGCAUGGGUUUGGAAGCUGGCUUUGCAGAUACCACAGAGAGGGGCAUUUUGAGGGCAAACGGUUCUCCAGAGUCCAGCCUGCUUAAACUAUCUGUGCAGUCACCCUGCAAGAACACUCUUGGGCCAGGAAAUGUACUCCCAGGGAGGUGGACCAGCCCCUAACAAGCAAGUGAGUCCGUUAGGCAUAGACAGGGAGGGCAUGGCCAGAUGUCCUGUGGGUGGACUUCUCCACCACAGUCUCUAAGAGCUCCCUCUGAACAGACCCACAGAGAGCGCCUGGCAGUGCGGCCUCCUGGGAGAAUCAUUACCUUCCUUGCUCCCCUUACCGGGGUCCCCAGAGUGAGUCCUGGAGGCUCAGAAACCCUCUUUGUUUUCUGACAUCCCCAGAAAGUGCAGCUCCCCUGCCGGACCUGCCUGACCUGGCCACAGCCCUUGCCCUGAGCCCGCUGCAGGUGUCUUCUCCUUGCUGUGGGCAUGUGGCAUCUGUGAGAGCUCACACGAGUCCCACUUUGCCUCCAGAGUCCAGUCGGACCUUUGAAAGCCUGGCUUCUAGCCCCGUGUCUGGCUUUGGGUCCAAACCCUGAAUAUUGCCUUCCCCCUCAUACCCUGAUUUCCCCCCCCCCCCGACAUUCUUUGCCACCUAUGGUCCCGGGGGCCACUACACCUCUGAAGUAAGAGGCAGGGAAUGCCAGGACCCAGUGUUGGCCAGGAAGGCCUCUUUCUGCUCUUCCAGCAGCGUAUCCCAGCUGUUCUGUGCCAGGAUGGAGGGGCAGGGGAUACUGAGCCCCCCGAGCCUUACAGUCAUCCAGGGGGUGCCCCUGAAUCUCACCCACCAAGCUCUGGGCAUUGACCAUCAUGAUCCCCACCACAUGUUCUAGUACUUUCCUGACGUUGCACCCACAGAAAGUCCCUAGGAAACCCCAGGCAUCCCAUGCCGUGACUCUGCAAGGAGCACUUUUCACACAUUGGGGCAGGAGUCAGCCAUCUCCUCCAGGGAUGCGUGUUCCUUCAGCAAUGAAAUUUAAUCAGCAGCAAUUAAUUCUCUGUCAAGAAAGCCCAAGGUUUUGUGCUGGAAGGGGAGAAAAAGUGACUAAAUCUUUGAUCAAACAAGUCUCUGUGCUGAAGGGUAGAUACAGUUAACUACUUUUACUGGUGCACUGCCGCAGCCGCGGGGUGGUAGAGGGUGCCUUUGCGCCUUCUCGGGCCACUUGGGGAGGCAGUGGUCACGUGGCCAGCCAUGUUAGGCCCUCUAGACAACAGCCUGUCCUGGGGAGAGGCCAGACAACCUGGGUGAAGGAGGCGAGGGGUGGCUGGAACCCCCCAGGCAGGCUAUGUGAUGUGGUAUUGUCCCUGGUCUAUGGAUGCACCCCUUUUCCCAUCCUCUUCUGCAAUAAUCAGAUACCGGACCCCAGGGCUCUGGUGAAGGCUGUGGUAUUGAUUCUACAUACUGUGUGUGUGUGUGUGUGUGUGUGUGUGUGUGUGUGUGUGUGUGUGUGUGUUUAAGAGGCAGAGAUUGAUUGAUUUGGAAAUGUGCCCACACAGCCCCAGAUGUGGUCCUAACAGCUAAAGCCCAUCAUUGAGAAAAUUUAAACCAGCCAUUCAAGUUAGUCACCCUGGCCUCCCCACCCUAAACCUCAUUAGGAGGUCAGCAAGGUUCUGGAAAUGCCCCACCCAGGCUCCCUGAUGGCAUCCACCAGCAAGCACCCAAAGCAUGGAUGCCAGGGUGGCAGGAGCCCUGUUCCCUUUGCAUCAGGCUGCAAGGAGCCUGGGAGGAGAUAGGCAAGGGGGCGCUGCCCAGGACCAUGUUGGGUGAAUGGCUUUCCGAAGCUGUUUGCGAGGAUGCUAGCACUGAAGCCUUGGAAAUGCGCAUGAGUGUGGUUUUGGCCAAUCUGGGCAGGUCUUUGGUUCAGAGAAGGGGUUGCCCGUGACCGCACGGGUUGGCUUCCCCAGCAAGCACAUGUGGAACCAGUUCACAGGGGCCCCGCCUGCCUGUGUCAGCCUUUCUGCCUCCUGUCCUAGAGGACAUGGGAAACAGGUUUGCCCAAGAACCACCUGAGGAGUAACCACGCACCUCCCAACACAGGCUGCUCUUGGGAAAGUACACUUUUUGCCACUGUCAUGACAAGAUGCAGGCUGUUUGGUAACACAGUUGGUGGGACACAAGGAAGGCCUAGCCUCCAACCUGGAGUGGUCUAGAGCCCCCCGUCCCCGCAGGGAUGCAGCGGAAGCCUGGGCAGUGGGUGCUGCUGUCCUGACAACUGGUUUCCAUCAACAGUAGAUGUACGAGUGCCUAGUGCCCAAAGCUUGCUUCAGUGAAUGUGACCAUCGUCUCCCAUUGGGUGGUGGCACAAGAGCCCCAGAGAACCUGAGUCUGGGCGGCUGGGUGUGGCUAGGCCAGCCCAGGGUGAGAUCUGAAGCCCAGCAUGGUCUCGCAUUCUGUGGGCCCCACAGUGUGUGAGUUUAGUCUUUCUGGACCUUUUCUGCCAUGCCCUGGGGAGGCUUUGUUGGCGACUGCUGCUUGGAGGGUAUCGGAGUGCAUGGAGCACUGAGCUGCCCUUGGAGACAUUUUGUCAAAUAUGUUUCAUGAUGAUGGUGACACCGGGUUUGGGUUUUAAUUCCUCAGUGCACCCCUGGGCCCCACUGAGAGGAUGAUUCCCUUCCGUCUGCAUUUCCAAAUAACCUCCUCCUGGGGCUCUCGAGUCCAGCGGGGUAGCCGCAACAUUUGGAGAUGGGAAAGGAAGGCGCUGAGGCCUGCCUGGGAGACUUCUGGCUGCUGAGCGGCCCUCAGAGUUCAGAAAAUGGGAAAAGAAGGGACGAUUCCCCUAGCAGGAGAGUCCUGCCCCCAACUCUGCCCCUACCUCAAUAACAGAUCAAAGUCGUACAGGGUGGUCAGUUUAUUCAUGCACCAAGUGCCUGUUUCACACAACUGGAUGCCAAGCCCAGUGUGUGGGUUGAAGGGAACACGGACACCAGAAGGUGCCCUGCCUGACCGGUCCUAACAUGUCUGUGGCCCAGGAUGCACUGUCUGACAUGGCAGCCCCGAGCCCCGGGGAGCUCCUCAGUACUCACAGUGCAGCCAGAGGUGCCGUGAUGGGGACACACGCGCUGGGCUUCAAAGACUCCGUACAAAGAAAAACAUGUACACCCUCUCAUGCAUGGUUUUUACAUUAAUCACAUGUCGACAUGACAAUGUUUAGAAUGUAUCAGGUUAAGUGAAAAACAUUAACAUGAAUCUCACGUGUUUCUUUUUACUUUUUUUUUUUUUUUUUUUGAGACGGAAUCUUGCUCUGUCAUCUAGGCUGGAAUGCAGUGGCGCAAUCUCAGCUCAUUGCAACCGCCUCCCAGAUUCAAGCGAUUCUCCUGCCUCAGCCUCCUGAGUAGCUGGGACCACAGGCACGUACUACCAUGACUGGCUAAUUUUUGUAAUUUCAGUAGAAACGGGUUUCACCGUGUUAGUCAGGAUGGUCUUGAUCUCCUGACCUCAUGAUCCACCCGCAUCAGCCUCUCAAAGUGCUGGGAUUACAGGCGUGAGCCACCGCGCCUGGCCUCUUUUUACCUUUUUAAUGUGACUACUGGGAAAUAUAAAAUUAUCUGUGUGGCUCCCUUGCAUUUCCACUGGACAGAGCUGGUCUUGGGGCAGCAGUGUCUGCCGACACAGGUGCCUCGUGGAGCGGCGCCCAAAUACGGAAGUGCUCACGGAGGUGUUUAGAAAGUGUGGUGGAGGCUGGCAGCAGGGCACCAGAGCACACAGGCAGAACCCAGGCUCCUGGUUCUGUUGAGAGCCACUGUGGAUCCAUUGCUCACUAAAUGCAUCCGAAAUGCUCAGCCCGGUGCCCAGUGCAAAGCUGGUGCCCCAUGAUUUCUAGCCCCUUCUCUUGGGUACCUGCCUCUCACCCAUUUUUCUCCCAUUUCCAAACAACAAAUGCCACAGUAAACAGUCCCUGCUCUCCGGCUCAGCAUCUAGGAAAGGCUUCCAGGAGGCCAGGGAGGCUCUGGGCGGCCCCCAGGGGGUGUCAAGGCUCUCCCAGGCCAGGGGCGCUGACAGCCGGGUCCGUGGUCGGCAGGUCCAGGCCAGGGCCCUUCAUUGUGAAUGCACAGCCUGUCGGCCACCAUCACAAGAGCCUUGGAUAAAGUGUUCCUGUGAAGAAGAUAAUUGAAAAUCAAAAAAGACUUUGUUAAUUUGAUUAGGCAGAGCCGUAGUUGAAUUGUUCUUCAUCAAAAGAGAUUUAAUUUUGACAUGCAAUUAAAUCCUUCUGCUGUAAGAUCUGCCCCGUGUGCUGGAGAUGGGCUUGGCAGCCUGGGGGAAGGGUGGCAAGGGGGGCAUUGUGGAGAUUUAUCAGGUGGGGGAGUCAGACAGGGAGGGUUAGAGAUGCUGAGGGUUGGGGGAAAGAUGGAGUUGAUGGCCAUGCAGUCAUGGACUAGGAGAGGAAGGGGCUGCAGUGGAGUGGUGGGAGGUGACUAACAGAGGGACUCAAACAGGGAUUGAGGGGAAUAAUUUGGAAGAGAAGCAGAACAGCAGAGCUGGGGAUGUGGGGACAGGGAGGGAGAAGCUGUCCCAAGAGGGAUGUGGGAGAGGCUGCGGCCGGAGGAGCUGCAGGAUUCACGUGCAGAUUCGUGCGGGCCUGAGAGCCGCUCUGUGCUUCUUAGGUGGGUAACUAGAGGGAGGGGACUGUAGGUCACAUGUGAGGACCGGGAUGGCAUCUUGGGGACCUGAAAUCAUGAAACACCCUGGAGUCCGAUCUGGACCAGGAAUUGGAUGUGAGGGAAGCCAUCUUAGGGGGAGCAGAUGAGUCCAUCUGGGAUUUGAGAGGGUUGAGCUAUGUGGCCCUCACCACAAGCGCAGCGCAGCCAUGAAGCCAGCUUACCACCUGGAACGCCAGCCCCUGAGAGGCAGAGUCUCCGAGGCCCCUGCUCACCCGUGUUCAUUCAUCCAAGGCCGGGGUGUAAUUGUCUCUGGUUAAAAUGAUAGUGGUGUUUGACCAAAACAGCCAUCCGUGCUUAAUGUAGAAAAUCCAGGACAUUGAGAAAAGCAUGAAGAUGGAGACACGUGUGUCUCCCUUAAGUGAACGAGAGAGGACCUUAAAACAAAACGAAAACGGAAUUAGAACACGCCCCUUCUUCGACUUUUCCAUUCAUAGGAGGAUUUUGUCAGCUCUGGGAUGUAGGAGGUCAUUCCCGAGACCUGAGUCCCCAGGGCAGGAGAGGAGAUGGGAAUUCUGGCUGUGACCCUGCAAUGUGCAGGCCCAUUCUGAGCCCUGGGAGUGAAACAGGCAAACCCUUAUUUGCGUGGAGCUGAGCAGCCACAAAUAAGCAGGCGCAUGGCUGGCCCACCCCGACGCGUGCUGUGGGACGGUUGCCCUCUUUCACCGGGAUGGGGCUGGGAGUGGCAGAGAGGGUGGAACGUGUCCAUCAGGCUUGGGAUGGACGUCGCCCCUGUGACAGCUUCUCCAGUUGAGAAUCCCCCUCCCCAGAAGGCAUGGCCAGAGUCAGACCCAGGGCUGGGACAUGGAACACAGGCUCCUACCCGCUUUCCAAAGCUUACGCAGCCUGGACGGGGCCUCUGGGCCCUGGGGCUGGAGCAGAGGCAAAUAGCACAUGCCGGUGACCAGACUCCCCACCCCUGUACCCGCUGUGCGGCUGUGGAGGGCAGGAUCCACGUUCCCUGCCAGCCUUUCGGCGGGGAAAGGGUUAUGGGGGUGAGGGUUAUGUCCUAGUGAGCCCGACACCUGGGCGAGUGCGAUAUUUUUUAAUGGUCUCAAUCGUAUUAUUUAAAUAUAUCCUCUACCUGUUCUUGGGAUGGAAAUUAUGGUCUGGGGCAUGCCUGUGUCUAACUCAUGUGUUACUAAGGUGGGGUCCCCCACAUGAGCCUAGUCCAGGCUCCAAAAAGGGAGUCAGCUGCUCUGUCCCUUUCUCUCAGCCCCUCUUGGACUCUUCUAGGAGAAGAGUCUUCUAGGACCAGUGGGAGAGGCUCAGUUCUUUGUGUCUGGAGUGGUGAUGAGGGCUGAGCCCCUAUGGGGAGGCACGGUGCUUUCCAGGGCUCUGGGCUCGGUGGAGACCCGCUGGGGCCCCUGAUGCGCCCCCCCACAAGAUGGAUGUGCUCCCAGAGGCUGUGUUGGGAGUCACGGGGUCCGGGCACUUGCGCCUUCACAAUCCCCUUCCUCCAUAAAGAAAUAUUAUAGUUUGCGACUGCAUUGGUAUAAAAAUGAAUAUAUUCAUAUCCUAUAUUAUGAUACUUUCCCCAAUCUAAAAGUUUAUUCUGUUCUUAAAAUAAAUGAAAGUAUUUGUAUGGGCCCUGGGCCUGACGGAGAUGUGCCCUGCCGCCUCUCCAGAGUGUUGGGAAUUCUCAGGUGACCCAGUCCCACAGGCAGCCAAGUGCCCACACAUUUCCAGGCUGCCCUCCACCAGGGCGGUGACCUCGGGUCACCAGGGACACGCACGCCUAGGAAGCCGUGGGCUUCUGCAGUUUCCAAAGGGACGCAGGGCAGAGAGGCAAAUAAAGGACCCCAAGCGGGGUCCCAAGCCCCUGAUUACAACACUGGCACUCAGAAGCUCGAUGACCCUCCCCCAGGGACACAAUGCAUUGUGGCUCCCUGCUCCGGCUGGCACCAUGGAACCGCCCGAGUGCAGCUCUGCAUCCUACCAAAGGGGAGUUCCUCGGCCGCCACACUUACAACAUGGGUGCGAUGGGGCUGUCAGGAGGAUGUCACCAACUCGGAGUGAUGUCGCUGAGCAUGGUGUAUGUGUGUGCGUAUGCAUACCCAUGUGCAUGUGUUUCUGUUUACAGGUGGGUGUGCAUGUCUGUGUGUGUAUGUAUGAGUGUGUGUGUCUCCACAUGGAUGUGUGUUUCUGUUUACAAGUGGGUGUGCAUGUCUGUGUGUAAGAGUGCGUGUGUCUCCGUGUGCACGGGUCCAUGCAGGGCUCUGUAUGCACGUCUCCGCAUCUGUGCAUCUGUGUAGUGUGUGUGUGUAUCUUUGUGUACGCGUGUGCUCUGUGUGUCUAGACAAAUAUACAAGACCAGCCGGGCAGUGGAGAGCCAGAGCCAUGCCCCAGAAGUAGCCUAAUUAGGAAAAGGAGGCUCUAGAAGGAGGGAUAUUUUGUAUUUUGGUCUGGGGUGUUUUGCCCACUGCAGUUUCUUUAAGAACAACACAGAACGCCCCCAAACUCAACCUGCAAGCAGGCUGGAGGGAGCAGCGAGCCUCGCUCCUCAGGAGGUGCUGGCAGGAGGGCAGGUGCCGGGCUCCAGGCUGGGGUGGCACUGGGCAAGGGAGAAGAGAAUGGGGGCUCCCCAACCUCCCACAUCUCGGGGUUCCAGGGAGGUGAAAAUGGACCCCUGAGAACCCAGAUUGUCCUUGUGCUCAUGACGUCUCCACAGUGGAGGGACAGAAAAGCAGAACAGGUGAAAGAAGCACCCCCAUCCCCCUGCGAGCCUCCCCACCUGCUGAAAACAAGGUCUUCAACUUGUGGUCACUGGACCUGGAAUCUGCACCCCUCCUCUUCCUCCAGCCCCCGUGCGGCCCUGGCUGCAAGACAGCAGCUCCCACUCCUGAGAGCUGAGCAAACACGCAGUGGGCUGGGCCGGGGAGUCCCCGGUAAUUUAAUUGAGUCAAUUUGCUCACAGUAGAAUAUGACUUCUCUUACAAUAUUUUGAAAAGGAAUUCAGCUGAACACUCGGCUGUGUGUGUGUGUGUUGGGAUGGGGGUUCCCGCCUGAGGCCCAGCUUUCUUCAUUUCGGCAGCUCCAGUCUCCCCAGUAUCCAUAGAGAGAGGGUCCUGCGGGUGCCUGGCCGGCCCCUGCCACCCCCGCCUUCCCUCUCCACCCCCACCUCCUCUUUGCUUGUGACCCAUGACUGGGAAGGCAGCUUCAGGAAGAGAGACCGGACUUUCUCUCUCCUCUCCAAGUGGGGCCAAAAAUGGGAGGAAAUCAUUUCAUUCUAACCAGUCAAUUCCAGGCUGGGAGUCCCUGGGACCAGUGGACAGAGACAAACCUGGAGAAGUCAGUCUCCUCGCCCAGGAGCUGCUGGAGAAAGGAAGGAGGGGGUGUUGACUUGGAGGGCACAGGGCCACCAUGCUGCCUGGGAGGGGCUCGGCUGGGCUCUGGGGCAUUCAGACUCCACAUCUGGACGUGAUCAGGAUGAGAAUCGUCUCUACAUUUAUUGUGCUCUCACUGUGUGCUGGAAAUGGAUCUUCAUGUUCUACAAACAGAAUCUCACUAAAUCCCCACACCACACUGUGAGGGAAGCACGACUGCACUCCCUGUUUUACAGCCAAGGAAACCGAAGCACAGAGAAGCUAAAUAACUUGCCCAAGGCCACACAGCUGGUAUGGGGCAAGGCCAGGAUUGGAACCCAGGCACCCAGCAGCAGCCAGGCUCGCCUUGUCAUGGACCUGAUGGUGAACGACUGUGUCCUGCAGCCUCUGGGCUCAGCGGCCGUUGCAAAGGAGGGGUUUCAUCCUGGCAGCGAGGUUGAAUUGGGCAUCAGAGUUGUGCCCCUUAUGGCCUCCAACGGGGAACCUCAAUCCCCUCUCACCCCACCUCCAUCACUGCAGCCACUUGCCCGAGUCUGCUCAGCCCCCAGAAGCUUUUUGCACACCUGGGUGUCCCACCCUGAGUUGAGAUGGCAACAAGGCGGCAGAGAGCUCUCCCAGAACACUGCCCACUCCCCAGAGUCCAGCACCUCACCCUGCUUCUGGGGCCUCCCCUGGGGGCCGAGAGUAUUAUUGUCUCUGAUUACCCUCAACACUCCCCAAAUACACACCCUCAACAUCCCCAGCACUGAAGAGCUGUGUGUGUGUGUGUGUGUGUGUGUGUGUGUGUGUGUGUGUGUUUUCUGUCUCCCUAACUGGACCAGCAGCUUCUUAGAGGCAGGGCCCUGUCCCCUCUUUACCCACCCAGCCUUCCACAAGUCUCUGCAGCGUGGGUUGAUCAAUAAUCAAGUCUUGUUGACCAGCUGCCUGGAAAAUGAUUUUCCUUCACUAACUCUCCUCUGGAAUUUCCUGGAGGAAACUUGUCUUGACCAAAUAAUGGGAUUCAGGAGGGCUGUGUUCCUGCCCCCAGGGAUGUCAUAUUACUGCAGGAACACAGGGUGUCUCUCAGUGGCAGGGAGCUGGUGUGCUGGCUCUUGGCGAUCCCAGGGGACCGGGAUCUGGCAAGGUGAGGAGAGUGGUGCCCUUAGGCUGGUGGAGCGGCAGGGGAGGGGAGCUGGGUAGGGCUGGGGCAGGAGGGAGAGAGGGAAGCGGCCGCAGCUUGGGGCUCUGGGAAGAAGGAAGCCACUGGGCUGAGAGGAGCAAGGGCUGUGGAUGUUGCCUGGAAAUAGAGUAAAUAGAGUUUCUUUCAAUCAAGUCGUAUUUUAAAUGCACUGGGGGAGGCUCAGUCGGUAAAGAAAUCUCGCCAGAAAUCUUUCCGAGAAAAUAACCCUUUUGCUAAAGGCAAAACACUUUCCUUAAGUUAUCUGUUUUGAUAUGGAGUGUUCUUAAAAGCUAGGCACACCUACACACGUGAAAACAAGGAGAUAAGCCCGCAAACAUGUGAACGGAGCCUCAAGCGUGUACACAUGUGCCGUGCAUGUGCCAACCUCACUGCAUAUACCUGGGUGCAGCCAGCUCUCGCAUUUUCUCAUCGCUCUGGUUCAAUUUAAAUUAAAGCAAAUGUUGAAAGCCCUCCCUUCCAGGUUUUAUUUGCUACCCUGAGUCUUCCGCAGCAACUCAUUAGCUUAAUGGGUUUUCUUAAUUCUCGUCUAUUAGUAGGCCCUGUUUCUGCCUGGAAAGCUGGUCCUUUCCAAAGAAGAAGGGCUCAGCCUUCUUCUACCUGGACACAGAGCAGCCUGCCCCAGCACCACCACCCACACACCAGCCCCCUCGCCUGGAAACCCCUCUGGGAGAUGGUGGUCCCUUGCCCUGGGAGGCUGGGGCUUCUCCUCUUUACUUCUCUCACGCCCACUCUCCUCCUCAGCCCCUCCUCUCCCUGGAAUCUGCUCCAUGUAGAGGAAGCAGCUGCACCAGGUGCUUAGAAAACUCCUCACAAAGCCAGGCGAGGUGGCUCACGCCUGUAAUCCCUGCACUUUGGGAGGCCGAGGCAGGCGGAUCACCUGAGGUCAGGAGUGUGAGACAAGCCUGGCCAACAUGCCGAAACCCCAUCUCUACUAAAAAUCCAAAAAUUAGCUGGACGUGGUGGUGGGCAUCUGUAAUCCCAGCUACUCAGGAGGCUGAGUCAGGAGAAUCGCUUGAACCCUGGAGACGGAGGUUGCAGUGAGCCGAGAUCGCGCCACUGCACACCAGCCUGCACGACAAGAGCGAGACUCAGUCUCAAAACAAAAAAAAGAAAACUCAUCACAAAACCACAGGGAGAUGGGAGGAAACUGGUCCCUGUGCUCAGGCUCCCCUUGAGGAAGGAGGUUGUGUCCUUUCAGGGUGGCCCAUGGCUUGCUGGGCAGGUGGUGGGACUGGAUCCUGAUCGGGGUUGAGGGGGAUCUCUGUCCAGGAGAAAGCAGCUGUGCGGAACUCACACAUAAAAAUGAUGCCUGUGCCCCUGGGGCCUCCAGUGUGGGCUGUAAAACCACCGAGACAGAUUCAGGCCAGCGCAGGCGUCAAGUCCUCAGAUGGGAGUGUUUGCGAAAUGCUCAGAUGUGUGUUCAGAUAAGCGCCCAUCUGGCCCCUCUGACCCAUUUCACAGAGUACUUUGGAGAAAGGAUUUCAGGUGUGUUCUGAAUGGAGCCAGGUUGGGUUCAGGCUGGCUUUGCCAUUCAUAAUCAGAGGCUCUGAGCACAUGACAUGCUCCCACGGCCAGCCCAAGUGCCCGAGAGUGCCAGGUAGAGCUGGGCUGGGUCCUUGGCAGGCCCCCUUCCCUCUCUGAGCUUCGUUUUCUCCAAAUGGAAAUGUGGGGAGGGGUGUCGACUAGGCCCUUAAGGAGCUGGAGUGGAGUAUGUGUGUGUGGGGGGGUGCGUAGGGGUAGGGAGGACAGAGGGAAGAACUUGGAGGGGUUCACAGACCUGAGGCCUGGGCCACAGCUGGGAGCACAGCUGGAGAGUCCAGUGCAUUCAUAACACGCGGAAAUGGGGUUGGAAUCAACCUGCUCCCCUGCCGUCACCCCUGUCUCUGCAAGCUUUGGAGGCCAGGCCUCUGCCCCACCUGCUGAGAGGCCACGUGAGCUUCCCCUUCCAAGGAGUGAGAUAAAAGUCCAGUGGGCCGGCCCCAUCCACCCCAGGCUGGGCUCUAACUGCUGGCCCUUGUUCCUCAUCAGCCCCUGACUCCUGCCAGUCCCCGCCCGCCUUCUGCCCUGCCUUGCUCUGCGUUAUAGACUCAUUUCACACAAUUGGACCAGAAAAAUCUCAGGAACAGACUCAUGUUGUCUGUCAGCUUCCCCCAGCACACCUGCGGCCAGCUGGACACGCGGGUCUACCUCCAUGCUGGUUCCUCCUGAUGCCCACCCAAGGGUGGGCAAACACCCUUGCCCAGACUCCCCUUUUUCUGGAGCAUGAAAAGGGUUAAUCAGGUGUGUCUCACGCCUCUGUCCCUGCCCUGCUCCUGUGGGUGGGGAGGGAGUCCUCAGGA
Messenger RNA from Symphalangus syndactylus (siamang), 26539 nucleotides. RefSeq lists its product as uncharacterized. Lineage: Eukaryota; Metazoa; Chordata; Mammalia; Primates; Hylobatidae. The record is from RefSeq and is a predicted model, not a curated record.